AACUUAUGCUUUGGCAAAGAUAGUUUUGCCCUUACAGCAGCAUAUGCGGACGUCAUGCGUAUGCAUCCUUGAAUAUGCGCACCUUUAGUGUUGAUAUUAUUGAAAACAAUUGUUAGAAAGACAGUUUUCGUUUUAGAAUUAUUGAAAAGAAAUGUCGGAGUUGUGUGAACCCCUUAUGCUCUCUAAAGACAUAAAGAGGGCUAUAGAAUUAUUAGACAAAUUGCAAUCCAGUGGUGACUUUCCUACAACAAAGUUAUCUGCUCUGCAAAAGGUGCUCCAGAGCGAUUUUCUGAAUGCUGUUAGAGAAGUUUAUGAACAUGUGUAUGAAACCGUCGAUAUCCAAGGCUCCCAGGACGUAAGAGCUUCAGCAACUGCCAAAGCUACAGUCGCCGCAUUUGCAGCAAGCGAGGGCCAUGCCCACCCUAGGGUCGUAGAAUUGCCGAAAACAGAAGAAGGCCUCGGAUUCAAUGUUAUGGGAGGCAAAGAACAGAACUCACCAAUUUACAUAUCGCGAAUAAUACCUGGCGGUGUGGCUGAUAGACAUGGUGGAUUAAAACGUGGGGAUCAACUUUUGUCUGUAAAUGGCGUUUCUGUGGAAGGUGAAAACCACGAAAAAGCUGUGGAACUACUUAAGCAAGCAGUUGGAUCUGUGAAGUUGGUAGUUCGUUACACCCCAAAGGUUUUAGAGGAAAUGGAACUGAGAUUUGAUAAGCAACGCACCACGCGCCGCCGUCAGUGAAUUAAUAUAAUACUUUGGUAAUGAGUUAAUUCAGAUAAAAUUAACUGUUGUAGUUUCUAUUUAAGUUUAUAAUUUAUUGUAAAUUUAAUAAUUGCCACUCAUAUAAAGAAAUACGUAUGCAAAAUAAAAAAAAAACAGUCACGGCAAAAA
This is a messenger RNA of Ceratitis capitata (Mediterranean fruit fly), 889 nucleotides long. It is a transcript of the gene veli, whose product is annotated as protein lin-7 homolog C. NCBI's taxonomy places the organism in Eukaryota, Metazoa, Arthropoda, Insecta, Diptera, Tephritidae. The transcript is spliced from 4 exons. The coding region runs from base 152 to 739 and encodes 195 amino acids. Gene Ontology annotation, molecular function: protein binding. The record is from RefSeq and is a predicted model, not a curated record. Gene Ontology annotation, biological process: maintenance of epithelial cell apical/basal polarity; neurotransmitter secretion; protein localization to basolateral plasma membrane. Gene Ontology annotation, cellular component: basolateral plasma membrane; cell-cell junction; synapse.